AUGGGCCGUCUUCUGCAUGCUCACCCUCCAGCGCGCACGCCAUCCUCGUCGGGCACGAGCACGAGCACGAGCACGAGCACGAGCAAUGGCAAUGGCAACGCCAACGCCAACGGCACCUCUUCUCCAAGUCUACAGAAUCAAAAGGUGUUCAAGAGGCAGCGAUUGGACUCUGGUGAGCGUGUCUCGACGCUGCAGUCACCUAAGAUGCAGCCGCAACAGCAGGCGAUUGGACAAAAGGAGCUGCAGGGGAAAGCUCAACAGCUGCUUUUGCAGAGGAUGCAAUUGCCCAUCUGGUCAGCCAGGCAACACAUUGUGGAUGCUGUGAGGACAAGCGAUACGGUGGUGCUGCUAGCGGAAACGGGAAGCGGCAAGACGACGCGUGAGUGAUUCGAUGCGAUGCGAUGCGAUGGGUGCACCUCUCCCUCACGUCUGCCUUCUUGUCACGAGCUGAGAAAAGGAAUUGGUUGUUGUUGACGUUGACGUUGGCAUGGCAUGCACGCCACAUCUUUGCUUUUCUUCCCACCCGCCGCAGAGGUUCCCCAAUUCCUGUACGAGGCGGGCAUGACCGACGAUCGAGCGCCUCUGAUCGGAGUGACGCAGCCUCGUCGUGUAGCUGCCACUUCCCUAGCAUCACGAGUCUCAGCCGAGAUGGGCGAACCGGAUCCUGGCUCCAUCAACUCCAAGCUGCCUCGAAGCAGCAGCAGCAGAAAGAAUGGCAAAAGCCGAGGCACAGAAGAGGUGGGAGUGGGAAGAGUGGCUUAUGCCAUUCGAUUCGAUGAUAGAACCGGACCUAAAACCGCAAUCAGGUUCAUGACCGAUGGGCUGCUCUUGCGCGAAGUCAUCGGCACCGCAGCUUCGACGGGCUUUGGACAGCGUGGCCAAAGCAAAGAGACGCAUAGCCAAGAGGACCAGUCAGCUACAAAUUCAGGUCCGACGCACAGCAUGCUCGACCGCUACUCUGUGCUCAUCAUCGACGAAGCGCACGAACGCACAGUCGAUACGGAUCUCUUGUUGGGAUUGGUUAAACGCAUACAAGCCAAGCGCAAAGAGGCGCACAUCCGAUGGAAGGACAGACAAGAUCGACGAGCAAGGAUCGCAAGCUCCACUACAUCAGAGCAAAGGCACCAGGACGCGGAUGCGGAACCUCGGCUGCUGAAGGUGGUGGUCAUGAGCGCCACCUUGGAUGCCGAAAAGUUCUCCACCUUCUUCUCCUUGGCGGAUGCAAAGGGACGAACGGUACCCGCACCCAUCCUAUAUGUCCAGGGAAGGAUGCACAAAGUUAGACUGUCGCAUACUCUAGAGCCGUGUUUGGACUGGACAGAGGCUGCCAGGGCCACAGUGUUCCAAAUUCACACGACUCGACCGCCAGGCGACGUGUUGAUAUUCGGCACUGGAGCCGAAGAGAUCGACGGACUGUGUCACACUCUCUCCUGCCUAAAUGGUAUUUUGGAGCUUCAUGAUGAGAAGAAAAGAGCAGAGAAGGGGCUUGGGGCGGGUAAAGUGGGAGAGGAGCGGUUGUUGCCUGUUCCACUGUAUGCUGCGCUUGGACCUGUGGGCGUAGCUGCUGCUUUUGCGCCCACGCCGCCCGGAUACAGAAAGGUCAUCGUAGCUACAAACAUUGCAGAGACGAGCAUCACCCUGCCCAACAUACGCUACGUCAUCGACUGUGGGCUUGCCAAGGAACGAGGAGUCAAAAGAGGCGGAGCAGGUGGAGGCGCAAGAUCAGGACUGGGAGGAUCUAGGAUUACGAGCUUAGAUGCUGGACCCAUCAGCAAAUCUGCAGCUGAUCAGAGAGCUGGUCGAGCAGGACGAACGGCGGACGGCGACUGUUUCAGGCUGUACACGCUACAAUCCUACGAGGAGGAAUUGGCAGAGGAAAGCACGCCAGAGGUGGAGAGGGCGGAUCUCACCAAUGCUUUCUUGGCGCUGUUCAGCAUCGGUAUCAUGCCGCACGAGUUUGAGUGGAUCAGUCGACCUGAAGAGGAAGAGGUGCAUGCGUCCAUCGUUGCGCUCAGCGUGCUGGGUGCUAUCGAGCCUUGUCCCGCUCCGCAGAUGGGCAUGAGGAUAACGAGAUUGGGCACGAGAAUGGCAGCAUUGCCUCUACCUGCUCCAUUGGCCAGGACGCUGAUCGCUGCGGGAGAAGAGGGACCGACUGUAUCUCGUCAGGCUAGAGACCUUGUAGCCAUCCUCUCAAGCGAUAGGGCUAGCGUCCUCUACCUUCCUGCUCCUCAUCUCAAAGAUGCUUCCCUCGUCAAGGGCGCGGGCGCUGGAGCCAAGGGCAAAAGCGAGAGCGAUAAAGCUGCAGAAGCUCAUGCAAAAUUUGCCCAUCCGACGGGAGAUCAUGCGACGCAAUUGUCUGCUUUGUACGCCUACAUGGAUGCCAACGAAGAGUUUUCGAGCAAGCUUCUGGACCUGGACGGCUCGCGCGCGGGCGUGGGCGCGACCAAUGGCAAGAGCAAGGGAAUGUUCAAGAGGAGAAAUAUGGAAUUGAAAGCGUGGUGCGAAGCGAAUUACAUUUCGUUUAGAAAUGUCAAGCAGGUGCUCGAUAUUCGUAGACAGAUUGACUUGAUCUGCAAGAAAGCGGGCAUCGUCUGCGACGAUCAUGAUCGCGACCUCGAACGGUCUGAGCGAGGCAGAUCAUCAGGUCUUCUCAGCGCUUCUGCGUCGGCUUCCACUUCGACCAGGAGCACGCCGGAUUCGGCCGAUGAGAACGAGACGUUGCGCAAGGCUGAUGGACUGUUUGUGAGGAGAGGAGGCAAUGCGUCUAGACAAGAGGGCUUGGCGAACGCAUCGGGAGUGGAAGAUUAUUCGGCCUUGAGGAGGUGCUUGUUGAAAGGAAGACCUGCGGAUUUUGCUAUUCGACAAGAAGAUGGAAGUUAUAUCAAGGAUGGUCAUUUGGUGAGUUGGGCUUUCUUCUCCUCUCCACAUCUUGCUCUUUUCUUGCCCCUUUCCGCUGUGCACGUCCAGAAACAUGUGUCGGUGGUCUUGGUGGUCAUAGCUGAACACGUUCCGCGACCCCCCCUCCGCCCCGCCCUUUUUGCCUCUCUCUCAAUACAUAUCUAGACGCUUCGGAUCCAUCCGUCUUCCUUUCUAUUUGGACACAACAACCCGACGCGAUCGAACUCGACGGCAAGCGCAGCAGGAGCAUCCUCCAAUGCGAAACCUAGCGCAAUCAUCUUUGACGAAGUGCUCUUCACUACGCAAUACUUUGCCAGGACAGUCAGCGCUAUCGAGCCGGCCGAAUUGGCUAGUGUGGAUGAGGAGAUUAGGAACAGACCCGCACUUGCUGGGUUUGUCAAGAGGUUGGAAAAGUGA
This is a messenger RNA of Ceraceosorus bombacis, 3315 nucleotides long. NCBI's taxonomy places the organism in Eukaryota, Fungi, Basidiomycota, Exobasidiomycetes, Ceraceosorales, Ceraceosoraceae. The record is from the annotation of a GenBank genome assembly.